CCGGCCCAGAUCGCCUACUUCCAAUCCAAAACCCCGUCCGUCCACGGCAUCUCGCCAUUGCCGGAAAAAGAAACUUCACUCCAGGGUCCGCACCUUCCGCCUCUAGCCGCCGCCCGCCAACACCACCGACGGCCGAUUUCUCCCCAGCUAGGUUCUCUUUGGAUAUAUUUGCUAUGAAGUUCUUGGAAUACACUCCACUUGAUCAUAUAAGUGACUUCUUGAGUCAUGUGAAUCUAGGAGAGCGCACGGUUAAGGGAUCUCUUGAAGCUUACUCUUGCAAACACACAGGGACUGAUAAGAAGCUGUCUCUCAGCUUGGAAAAUGAGAUUCUAGAUUACCUUGGAAAGUCUUCUGACUCUGACUCAUCUUCACCGAUUGAUUAUCUAUGUUGUAGAUCCAGCCGAAAGACAUUGAUUUAUCUGCUCCUUACACUCAACCACAUCUAUCCCGAUCAUGACUUCAGUGCAGUGAAUUGCCAACAAUUUUUUACGGAAGAAAACUGGGAUAGUUUUAAGCAGACAUUUGAUACUUACAUGUUUGAGGCAUCCAAGGAAUGGUUUGAGACAAACGAGGACAGUCCUCUGUUGGAGACCUUGUACAAGGCUUUGGAUGAGGUUGUGAAAAUCUCCGAAUGUGAAAUUUAUAGUUACAAUCCAGAGGCUGAUGCAGAUCCUUAUCAUGAAAAGGGAACCUUAUGGGCGUACCACUUCUUCUUCUACAACAGGAGGUUGAAACGCGUUGUCAGUUUUCGCUUCAACUGUGUGAGCAACUUGGCCUUGGCUGAUAAAUUGAAUGAUGAUGAAGAAGAUGGAUACACAUUCUUGGAUGGCAUGGACAUGUGAUGAUGAUGAUGAUGAUGCAACCAUAUAUGAUGUGAAGCUGUGUGCAUAUUUCAUCAGUCACUAGUAAAUGGAUUUCACUGCUGAUUUUUAGUUACCCUUUUCAAAUCAUACACUCUCUACUUCUGUUAAUAUAUGUUUGUGUAAUGGUCCUGUAUGAAGAAGAUUAUCAACAAGAACUUGUGAUUACUACUAGAUUACUCUACUAACUAUGUUGCCUUUAUACUGAGAUUACUAU
Messenger RNA from Cuscuta campestris, 1077 nucleotides. The record is from the annotation of a GenBank genome assembly. NCBI's taxonomy places the organism in Eukaryota, Viridiplantae, Streptophyta, Magnoliopsida, Solanales, Convolvulaceae.